ACUCAUUUUGAGUGAGGGAAGAAAGGUUAUUGAGUUUGCCAUGGCGGCCCCGCUGGGUGCUCUUGCUCUUGGGAGGAUGCGUUUGGGAAAUGCUUGCAUUGGACACGCCAGCCGCCGGGUUCCGACUCUUACAGUACUUUGGAGAAGAUGUUCCCAGUAUAAAGAGGUGGCCACUGAUGAAGACCUGCCAGUUCCAAUGGAAAAUCCCUACAAGGAACCAAACAAAAAAUGUAUUUUGUGUGGAAAAACUGUAGAUUAUAAGAAUGUACAGCUUUUGUCCCAGUUUGUUUCUCCAUUCACUGGAUGCAUUUAUGGGAGACACUUAACAGGCUUAUGUGGGAAAAAACAGAAAGAGAUUACAAAGGCUAUUAAGCGGGCUCAGAUAAUGGUUUUGCAUUGCUUCCUUUGCAAGUGCUCAUCUUCUCUGACCACUAGUCUAUUGAGGAAUGGCUCUUAAUUUGUCUCAGUUUGCUCUAGAUCUUAUGGCAGACUAUGAUUUAUGCCAGUUACUUACAAGGAUCCUGCGUAUCUGAAAGAUCCCAAAAUUUGUAACAUCAAAUACUGAGAAUAAAGCUAGUACCAAUUAAACUUACUUGACAGAUGUGUGUGCUAUCAACUGUGAUUCAGUUUUAAAAACAUUGGCCUGCAUGUCACAAGAUCUGGCUUAUUUCUAUGUUAGGUUCUGUGGGCCUGUUUCCUCAUCUGUAAAAUGUGGCUGGAAAAGAUGGUCUCCAAAGAACCAUACAGCUCUUAUAUCUGAUUUUGAAUUAUUAACUUUCACACUCUUGUGGUAGAAAAUUAAAAAGCUCAGCUGAACUCUA
Molecule: messenger RNA, 821 nt
Organism: Trichosurus vulpecula (common brushtail)
Lineage: Eukaryota; Metazoa; Chordata; Mammalia; Diprotodontia; Phalangeridae
Gene: MRPS18C
Product: mitochondrial ribosomal protein S18C
Exons: 7
Coding region: 41-457 (138 amino acids)
Biological process (GO): mitochondrial translation
Cellular component (GO): mitochondrial small ribosomal subunit; ribosome
Molecular function (GO): small ribosomal subunit rRNA binding; structural constituent of ribosome
Source: RefSeq, a predicted model, not a curated record